Pocillopora meandrina is the source of this 3190-nucleotide messenger RNA. The record is from the annotation of a GenBank genome assembly. NCBI's taxonomy places the organism in Eukaryota, Metazoa, Cnidaria, Anthozoa, Scleractinia, Pocilloporidae.
AUGACUUCCACGGCGAUUGACGGAGGUGAGUUGCAAACCGAUAAUCAUUUUCUAUCUCUGGACUCGUAUGCGUAUAGACUUACUUUUGAGCGAUAUAAUGAGUAAAUUAAAUUGAAUAUAGUUGCCUGCCGAAUUCAAUAAGCAUGAUUAGAUUACGAAGAAAUUUCUGGAAACACCUUUCUUAGACGUAGAAUGUUAUUCAACAUUUGGGUGUUUGUCUUAUCUUAUCCGAUUCUGGAAGAAAUUAUUUCAACAUAAAACCAAAUACUUCUGAAGCUAAGAACAACUGACUUCAUUCCGACUGACUACAUUCCUAAUGUUUCCCUCUCAACGAUGUUAAUAUAUUACACUACUAUAAAUUUAUUUUGCGUCGUAAGGAAGCACAUUUUGCCCUACUUAGCCGUCUCAGAGAACCUAAUUUAUACAAGAACUAUGCCACUAUAUGAAGUAAAAUAACUUUACUGUGGUUUUCAUUUGUUUGAUAAAAUAUGGUAGCCUGUCUUUCACAAGUUUGGAAAUCAGCCAUUUCGUAGGAUUGAAGGAAAUCUCUCGCCACAGCAAACUUGCCAAAGAGAAAAUAACUUGAAUGACAAAAUCCUUUUUAAAAAAAUUGACAAAUGCCUGGUGCAGUUUGGAAUUUUCUCGAAUAUUGAUGUGUUACGCGAUGUCAGAUAACAAUGAUUAGUCUCGGUGCAAAUUAGCAUGAAGUCGUCUAUUCUCCCUAAUCAUUUCAAAAAGAGAGACACAGGGGACUGCUUGAAUUAUGUAUUCCUUUAUUAAACGUCCUAUAGAAAAGCACGGUAUUUUCAAGAAAAUAGAUAAAUAGUAAAAAAAUAGAAAAGAAAGAAAGAAAGAUUAAAAAAAAAUUGAAUUAUCAGGCUGAUUGUAGAGUUCAAGAAAUACCAGCAGUCUGAUUUUUCUUAGCGGUUUUUGUCCCAUUUCCCACAAGAAAAUCGUUGAAAAGGGCAAAAAGCAUUAUAACAGAACACAGAAAAAAUCAAAAUAAAAAAAUAUAUAAUUACUUGCUAUCACUUCUACUGGUUCACUUUCUCUCCUGGGGUUUAUUAUCAUAAUACAGAAUCUCCAUAAUUUUAUUAAAGAAGUGAUGAGAGAAACAAAAACCCAUGAAAAUAAACAAUAAUUUUUUAACAAUCUUUGAGGCGUUAUGUGUCCCCCUUUUGUAUUGUCUCAUCUGAAAAGGUGCGGUCAAGGCUCCAGAUCUCAGAAGCACGCACAAUUCGGAAAUUUAUCAGUUCCGUGUUGAGAAUAGCUGAAAAUUGACAAAUUUUCAAAAAAACGCUCUGUUGUUCAUGGGAAGACAUAUUAAAUUUUUAGUUCUUUUUUUUUCUCGUUGCGUUAAGCAUUUGUUAUCGUGGUGGUUAGGUUUUUUUCUGCUUAGGGAUUCUCCAAGUUCGAGUUUUUUUUUUUAUACUUUUGCUCGACAAAAAAAAUGUUUUCUUAAUAUGUUUCAAUAGUCAUAGUAAUAAAUUAUUUUCAUUACUAAUAUUGCUAUUAAGUAUUUUAAGAAAUCUUAUUAUUAUUAUUAUUAUUAUUAUUGUCAUAAGAAUUAUCAUUAAUAUUACUUGUAUAUUUUAUUUUAGAGCGGGAUCGCGCGAUGCUGUUUCCAGACUACUUCUUCUUUGCUGAAAGACGUUUGGUAAACCAUACUUUUGAAGAGAAACGCGUCAAGAAUUUGGAUGACUGUGAGCUUUUAUGCUACCUAAACGAAAACUGCGUCAGUCUUAACUUCAAAAAAGAUCCAGAUGAUAAUCUUGAGAAUAAUAGUCUAGGACACAGCUGUGAGCUAAAUAACGCCAAUCAUCUGGAGUAUGAUGGUGAUCUGAAAACUGAUGCUGCUUUUUACUAUCGGGGCUCGAAGGUGGGUGAAAAAUAGAAUUUACGAAUUUGCAGGGGUAACUUCCAAAAACCAACUAAAUUUUGCAACUUUCUUGUUCAUUCAACCAUCGGGUUUUUAUUUCCUCGUUCAAUCGAUCGAGCAAGAUUUUCAUCUUUAUUUUACUAUCUCUUUCUUCUCCGUCAGAACGCUUGCAGUAACAAUUCCAUGUGCCAAAAUAAUGCAACUUGUCAGUCUGGCUUCACAUUUAAGGGAUAUCGAUGCUUGUGCCCUCUUGGAUUCGAGGGAGAAAGUUGUGAAAAAGGUAGGUUUCGAAUAGUGCAAGAUAUGACAAAGAAUAAUCUCUGAUUUCAAUGCAGGUAUGAGAACUGCCCCUUAGUUAGUUAAGAAGCAUUAGAUUUUUCAUAUUUGAUAUUUCCCAUUUUCAAAAUGAAUUGUAUUAUUUCAUUUGCUCGUUUGUCCUCCUGUUUGUGUUCCAUUUUGUUUUCUUUGUUUGCAUGGGUCGGUUUUCCUUUUUUUUGUCCACAUGAAUCUUAAACGUUUGCAUCAAACUUCUUUUUAUAGUCAACUAAGGACAGUAUUUUCUAUUUCAUUGUGCUUCUCCUCUUUUCGUUGACUUAUUUGUUGAUUUUCUCGACAGAUACGGACGAGUGCAAAACAACUCCUCAAAAAUGCCACGUUAACGCUGCGUGUAAUAACAUAUACGGAUCAUACGUGUGCACAUGCAAGCCUGGAUAUGUCGGAGAUGGACGGGAUUGUGCAGGUGUUAAAAACCUUUGGAAUUUGAACUCGAUAAUAUGUAUUUGUUUGGUUGUCAAAAGUCAAUAUUUUUUUCGCUUUUUGAAAUCAUCUCGCGAUGUUGUAUUCCAUGCAGCAAAGAGUUGACACCUUAGCCGUGGCAUAAAUCUUCAGCAAAGAAAACAAAUUAUCCAUAAUUAUUAGGUGGGAGAUGUCCCAGAUUUUUAAUCAUUCUUGUCAUGUUAGGGGCGCACCAUGAAUCUUUGAUGGUGGGGGUGGAUGAUGGUGUGGGGGGGGGGGGGGGUUGGGGGGGGAAUGGUUUAGCUAUUCAUUCAGAAAUUAAUAUUUCAUAGUGUGUGGUAAUGUACGUUCCUGUUACAAGAAGUCUGCUGUCACACAAGUAGUAAAAAUUCCCACGGUUCUCAUAGAAAGGGGAAUUCCAUACGCACAGAUCCCCUUCGCCCCUUCUAUUGAGUUUCCAGAAUCUUGUUUUAAACGUCACAAUAUCAUAAUUUCUGAAGAAGUAUGUGUGUUUUCUUUCAGAUAUUGACGAAUGCAGCGAAACUUAUGCAGUUAAAAGGAACAAAUGCCAUCUGA